This is a messenger RNA of Pseudogymnoascus destructans, 4017 nucleotides long. RefSeq names its product proteasome regulatory particle base subunit (gene RPN2). Gene Ontology annotation, molecular function: enzyme regulator activity. NCBI's taxonomy places the organism in Eukaryota, Fungi, Ascomycota, Leotiomycetes, Thelebolales, Thelebolaceae. The record is from RefSeq and is a predicted model, not a curated record. Gene Ontology annotation, cellular component: proteasome complex; proteasome regulatory particle, base subcomplex; proteasome storage granule. The transcript has 3 exons. Bases 131 to 3505 code for a protein of 1124 amino acids. Gene Ontology annotation, biological process: regulation of protein catabolic process; proteasome-mediated ubiquitin-dependent protein catabolic process.
UGUGUAAUCAACAAACACAUUCCAUCGCCAUCAACCACUUCCGCCCCUCAACAUCUCAAUAUACCCAUUUACAAUUGUGCGCAUCUAGGACCUCACCCGCUCCUAUCAACAACACACAUAAAUCGACGAUAUGCCCGGGCUCGUGUCGGCCACAGGCGUCCUCGGGUUCCUUUCCGACGAGGAACCCGAGCUCAAGAUCUUCGCCCUACAGACCUUGAACGAUGAUAUCGAUACUCUCUGGACGGAGGUAGCGGGAUCUGUUGGUCAGAUCGAGGCUCUCUAUGAAGACGAUACAUUCCCGGAGCGCCGACUUGCGGCACUCGUGCUGGCAAAGGUGUACUACCAUUUACAAGAAUACAACGAGAGCAUGGCGUUUGCUCUAGGCGCCGGGGACCUCUUCAAACUUGACAACGGCGGCGAAUUCGAAGAGACCAUCAUCUCCAAGUGCGUGGAUCAGUACAUUGCCCUCUCGGCGUCACAUCGUCCACGUGCAUCAGAUGCUGGCACCGGCGCUAUUCCUACUCUCGCGACAUCAUUUGCGAAUACCGCUGGCGAUAGCAACGUGUCGGGUGCACUGUCUUCACCAACGACCCCAUUCUCUCAGUCGACUCUGCCAUCCAAGUCGCUGUUAUCUCGCCAAUCCACCGAUAUAUCCGCCGAUUAUCCAACCAUCAGCACAGGAGCUCUGUCAUUAUCUGUUGCGGACCGCAAGACCCAGGUAGCCCUGGAAAACGUCAUCGAGAGGUUGUUCGAGAGCUGCCUGCGCGAGGGGAGAUACAGGCAAGUGGUUGGGAUAGCCAUUGAAGCUCGCAACUUGGAAGUCCUGCGAAGGGUAAUCAAGCGUGCAAGCGACGAUGAAAAGAAGGCUGGAAAGCCAACAGACAAUGGUUCCGGUCCUACUGAGGAGCUGAUGGAGUACGUCCUGAACAUCUGUAUGGAUGUUGUCCAGGAGCGUGCCUUGCGAACAGAGAUCUUGAAGAUGAUCCUCGACUUACUAAAUGACUUACCAACGCCCGACUUUUUCGCAAUCGCAAAGUGCGUCGUCUACCUGAACCUGGAUGGAGAAGCCUCUGCGAUGCUCCGGAAGCUGGUGGAGAAGGGAGAUGGCUCUUCUCGGGCCGUGGCAUAUCAAAUCGCCUUCGAUCUGUACGACAACGGCACACAGGAGUUUUUGGGAAAUGUACAAAAAGCUCUGCCGACUGAGAAGAAGCCCGAGGAGCCUGCUGCUGCCGAAGGAGAAAGCGAGCCACUCUUGGGUGAGAACAAGGAUCAAUCCGGCGACUCCUCCAACGCCGAUAACUUCUCCGCCGAACAGAUCCAGAUCUUCACCAACAUCAGAUCCAUUCUCGACGGCUCCAAGAGCAUCAAGCUGAACCUGGAAUUCCUCUACCGAAACAACCACACCGACAUCAGCAUUCUCAACAAGGUGCGGGACAGCCUCGAGGGAAGGAACUCGAUAUUCCACACCGCAGUGACCUUCUGCAAUGCCUUUAUGAACCAGGGUACCACCAACGACCAGUUCUUCAGGGACAACUUGGAGUGGCUCGGCAAGGCGGUCAACUGGUCAAAGUUCUCUGCCACUGCUGCGCUGGGAGUCAUCCACAAGGGCAACCUGAGCCAGUGCCGGAAGCUCCUCGAGCCUUAUCUUCCCCGACCAUCUUCUGUUGGAGGAUCUAUCUUCAGCCAAGGUGGCGCCCUUUACGCGUAUGGUUUGAUAUAUGCAAACCACGGAGCGGAGGCACUCGACUACCUCCGCCAAUCAUUCAACGACACCCAGGAGGAGGUCGUGCAGCACGGUGGUGCCCUUGGUCUUGGUCUUGCUGGCAUGGCUACGGGGUCUGAGGAGAUUUACGAGAACCUCAGGGCCAUCCUCUAUACCGACUCCGCACUCAACGGAGAGGCUGUCGGUCUCGCAAUGGGACUGAUUAUGCUCGGUACUGGAAAUAUCAAAGCGCUCGAAGAUAUGAUCCAAUACGCACAUGACACUCAGCACGAGAAGAUUGUUCGCGGAGUGGCCAUGGGCAUGGCUCUUAUCAUGUUCGGGCGCCAAGAGGGUGCUGACGAGCUGAUUGAGGGCCUCCUCAACGAAGCUGACCCAACUCUUCGUUAUGGUGGAAUUAUGACCGUUGCCAUGGCGUACUGUGGUACAGGAAGCAACAAGGCUGUUCGCAAGCUGCUCCAUGUCGCCGUCAGCGACGUGAACGACGAUGUCAGGCGUAUUGCCGUCAUGAGCUUGGGAUUCAUCCUUUUCCGUAAGCCAAGUAGCGUUCCCCGCAUGGUCGAGCUUCUGUCCGAGUCCUACAACCCCCACGUGCGCUACGGUGCCGCAAUGGCUCUCGGUAUCUCAUGCGCAGGCACUGGCUUGGAUGAGGCAGUCGACCUGCUGGAGCCUAUGAUGAAGGACCCGACCGACUUUGUCAGGCAAGGUGCCCUCAUUGCGUUGGCCAUGAUUAUGGUGCAGCAAAAUGAGGCCAUGAACCCCAAGGUUGCUGCUAUCCGCAAGGCCUUGAAGAAGAUUGUUGGCGACAGGCACGAGGAUGCGAUGACCAAGUUCGGAUGCUCUCUCGCGUUGGGCAUCAUCGACGCGGGUGGCAGGAACUGCACCAUCGGUCUCCAAACGCAGAGCGGCAACCUCAACAUGCCAGGUAUCGUCGGCAUGGCGGUCUUCACGCAGUACUGGUACUGGUUCCCAUUCACCCAUUUCCUGUCCCUCAGCUUUACGCCAACCUCCAUGAUCGGACUCGACCACGACCUGGAGAUCCCCAACUUCAAGUUCCACAGCGCCACACGCCCAAGUCUGUUCGACUACCCUCCUGAGCAGGAGGUCAAGACUGAUGAGGCGCCUACUCUUAUUGCCACCGCAGUCCUCUCCACCACUGCCCAGGCCAGACGCCGUGCUCAGAAGAAGGAGCGUGCUCAACGCCAUGAGAGCAUGGACAUUGACCAGACACCCACCACACCCAAGGUUUCUGCACCAGAUGCCGAGAAGAUGGAUGUUGACGAGGAAGCCAAGGAAGGCGGAAAGAAGGAAGGAGAGGAGGCUAAGGAGGCAGGUGCUCAAGGAACACCCAAGAAGAAGCUCGAGAAGGAGAUGGUCGGAUAUGAUAUCGAGAACAUGUCACGUGUUCUCCCGGCCCAGUUGAAGUUCAUUAGCUUCCCAGCUGGGCGAUACAAGCCAGUGAAGAAGCCAACUGGAGGUGUGAUCAUGCUCUUGGACAGCCAGCCAGACGAGCCCAAGUCUCUGAUUGAGGAGAAGAUGAAGAAGGCCUCGGUUGAGCGCGCCGCCGCACUCCCAACACUCGAGGACCUCCGACAGGAGUCGUUCAGUCUGCGCCGCUUGGCCGACGCGCAAGGCGAAGCUGCCGGUGCAUUGUCAGGGGCCGGUGCUGCAGCCGGGGCAGGUGUAUUAACAGCCGUGGACGAAGAUGGGGAGGGUGGGGAGGAAGCUGCCGUGCCCAACGAGUUCGAAUACUUCUCUGACGAGGAGGAGGAAGAGGAGAAUUAGACGCAGGGGAGGUAAUUGGGGCGUCUGUAUUACUAUUUCUUUUAGUGUUUUUUUGCACUGGAGCAUAGAUGGCGGUGGUACGAUAGUGAGAGCAUAAUGCAGAAUAUUACUUGAGCUUUAUUAUCUGUUGGGGUGUGUGAAGAUUAUGUUUGUAUAAGUUUAUCGCCAAAGGGUGCGGAUGGGACUUUUUUAGAGCUGGACGGCGAAAGAAGAGGCAUUCUCAUAUCAGUAAUCUGCGGACGAGAACAUCCAACCGCCUGGGUAGCUCAAUCGGUAGAGCGUGUGACUCUUACUUCCUUAUCUUAGUAUACGAGAUCAUCUCAAGGUCGCGGGUUCUAGCCCCGCCUCGGGCUCAAAUCCCGAGUGCUCUCUUGAGGAGUCCUCAACUUUUCCACUGGUAGUGGGGCAUGUAGGAGAUUUUUUUUUGGGUGGGGGGGGAUAUAUGUAUGCUUGGCGGCUUGUUCAAUCGAAUCUAUAAUAUUCAUUUUUUGAUGUUUUCUAUUUCUCCUGGG